AUGAAUAUAUUGAUCAAUUCUGCUUUCAGAUUCUCCACUCGUCCUCUCAUCAAACGUCCUUGUAACCUCCAUUUCUCUGCACCUACUGCUCGUUACAUGAUGAAUUCUGAAACCUCGGCAUAUCAAAGUUCUUUUGGACCUGGAGGCAAUUCAGGUGAUUCUCCAAAGCAAAUAGGUCAAUUGCAAAAUCUCAAGUUAAAUGAUGGGACUGAGAUCCCGAUGCUUGGAUAUGGCCUUGGAACUGCGCAUUACAAAGCCAACCCAGAUGGUCAGGUCGAUAAUGGGAUUGUGAAAACGGCUGUAAUGGCAAUCCAUGCCGGCUAUUAUCAUUUAGAUGGAGCUCAAAUGUAUGGAAAUGAAACCGAGAUGGGUAUGGCAAUCAAAGAAUCCGCUGUUCCUCGAGAGAAAUUCUUCAUAACUACCAAAGUUACCGGUACCGAAGUAGUUGACACGCAAGCUACAUUUGAAGAAUCCUUAAAGAAGCUCCAACUCGACUAUGUCGAUCUCUACUUGAUUCACGCUCCAUUCUUUGCCAAGACUCCUCAAGAUUUACAAAGAAAAUGGGCAGAGAUGGAAGCAAUUCAUGCAUCCGGAAAAGCAAAAUCUAUUGGAGUGUCCAACUUCUUACAAAAGGACAUUGAAACUAUUUUGGAGACGGCGAAAAUUAUCCCUUCCAUCAACCAGAUUGAAUACCACCCUUAUCUUCAACAUGGCUCUCUGAUUCCUUUCCUUCGCGAAAAGGAUAUAGCAAUAGCAGCCUACUCUCCCUUGACCGCUGCCGUCAAGGCUUCUCCUGGACCUUUGGACGAUACCUAUUCUGCUCUGGCUAAGAAGUAUGGAGUCACACCCGGUGAAAUUGCAUUGAGAUGGGUUAUUGAUCAGGGAAUCGUGGCAUUGACUACUAGUGGUGAUGAGGACCGAUUGAAGGGAUUUCAUAAGAUCAAACAAUUUAAACUGACACCGAAGGAGGUCGAGGAGAUUGCCAAGAUCGGUAACGAGAAACAUUAUAGAGCUUUUUGGAAGGAUAAGUUUGCGCCGGAUGAUAGGUCAUAGAUGGAUUUACCGAUGGAAAGAUUGAGGAAGAUUUGGCAACCACAUUUGAUCAGUGAACUUGUUUGCGAGAUUCAAUUUAUUCGUGCUUAUGCUGGCAGCUCAGCUCAUAGUUGUCUUAUCAUGUCAAAAAUACCAAUACCAGAAUUUCAAAGU
Botrytis byssoidea is the source of this 1206-nucleotide messenger RNA. RefSeq lists its product as uncharacterized. The record is from RefSeq and is a predicted model, not a curated record. NCBI's taxonomy places the organism in Eukaryota, Fungi, Ascomycota, Leotiomycetes, Helotiales, Sclerotiniaceae. Bases 1 to 1053 code for a protein of 350 amino acids. The transcript is spliced from 2 exons. Gene Ontology annotation, molecular function: oxidoreductase activity, acting on NAD(P)H as acceptor.